Drosophila kikkawai is the source of this 3601-nucleotide messenger RNA. RefSeq lists its product as uncharacterized. Lineage: Eukaryota; Metazoa; Arthropoda; Insecta; Diptera; Drosophilidae. The record is from RefSeq and is a predicted model, not a curated record. Gene Ontology annotation, biological process: tRNA methylation. Gene Ontology annotation, molecular function: RNA binding; tRNA (guanine) methyltransferase activity.
CUAGCUUUUAAAUAACAAAACAAAAGCACAUUCCGGGCACUUGCGAUAAAUUGUGAAACUAAACGCCACUCGGGCAUCGUUCUUCCACAAAUAGUCAGUAAUCAGCAAAAAUCGAGAGCAGCUGCAUCCAUGUCACUGCCCACAACCAGAGCCACCACGGCGACGGCCACCCACGCGGUGGUCCAGGCCGUGGAAUCGUACAUACAGAACCAGAAUUUGCUAGGAGAACUCGCGGAGUUGGACGACAUGCUGUACGACCUGGUGGACAUGCACAAGGAUAACGAACUGGCCUUGAAGCGGGUCCUACAGUGCAUCUACAACCUGCUGCAAACUAACUGCAAGUGGAACGUCCGCUUUGGCCCGAAGCUGUUCCACAAGCUCGUCUCCGUGGCGAUCGCCGACAGUCGCGAAGACACGGCCAGUCGCCGGCAGCUGGUGGCCAACGUGCUGGUCUGCGUGCAGCUGCACGCGAGGAAGUUUCCGCGAAUCGAGGGAAAGUUUGUCCUGCAGCAGCUUUGGUCGCUGAGCCUGAGCAACGAUCACCAGCCACACGCGGCCCAGAUUCUGGUCCAUCUGUUCGACGAUUUCGUCCAUAAUUUUGGGCCGGAGUGUGCUCAAGAGCUAGUGGGCGUCACCCAGAAUCUGUUACAGUCGCAGGUGCGCGAGGAUCGUCGAGCGGCGUACUUUCUCAUGCGCAAGCUGCAGGGAAUCCAGGAAGUAGUGGCCGCGCUGCAGUGCAGCGAGCAGCAGUGGAGUUCCUACGUUGGCAUAAUGGAGAAUCUGGAAGAGCAGCAGUCUCACCUGGUCCUGCCCACAUUGAGCACCCUGCUGCCCCGCUUGGGCUUGAUGUCCACCAACCUAAGUGAGGACUGGCUGGCUUGGCUGAGGAUUUUGUGCGUUCGCCUCCUGGGCGACAAUAACAUCCUAGUGCUGCGAUGGACCCUCAAGUACUUCUUCUCGCAGGCCAGCCUGACCCAGUUGGCCCGCUUCAAUUUGCUGCCAGAGUUCCUGGCGGCCACAAAUCGAACGCAAUUAUUCAAUCCGGAGGUGCUCGACAGCCUGACGAUGGAGCAAUUGAACGACUUUAUGAAGGGAUUCGAGGUAGAGCCUUUGCUCCAAGCCAUCGUGGGAGUCCCGUGGCACUGUGUGCCCCUAGUUUAUUGGCUGAACGGUUGGCAGAUGGUGGAGUUGCCGGUUGUUUCCAAGGAGCUGCUCCUUCAGUUGUGCGCCCGCGUUCGGUCUUUGCAGAAUCCUCAUCUGCGGGACGUUGCUAUUAAGAAUGUUAUGUUUUCCUUCUCGAAAACAAUAGCCAGUUUGACAAUCAGCGAGUACUUGAACUUCAUUGAAUCCUUGUUCAAUACCAUCGACGAUUACGCGGACCAUUAUCAACUACAAGAUAAAAUAGAAAAGUGCAGUAGUUUCGAGGAGCACAUUGAGCAUUUCAACAGGCGCUGUUGCGAGCUGGUCUCACAAAAGGAUUACAAAUACGAUCUAUUCCUUGCGUUCCUGUUAAAAUUACGGACCGUCCCAAAGGCCAAACAUGGCUGGUGGCGAUUCCUACCCUUUUUCCUGCACCAGAACUUGGAUAAUCCCGAAAAUUAUCUGGAUUUCUACCGAUCCGUAUAUGGCAUUGACACAUCACUUCUUCAGAGCGGCGUGAGCUUGGAUACACUGCAGCAGCAUCUGCUCGAGCGCCUCGAGUGCCAGACCAGGGAAGAAAAGUCCUUUGUGCGCGAGCACUGCGUGGAUCUGUUUGCCAGCAUUAAUCUACCGACGUGGGGUAAGCUGCAGGAGUUGAACAUUAAGCCCCUGGAACUGCUGGAUCAAGGCACCGACAGCACUUUCGGAAUCCUAGCAAAUCGAUUGGCAGAGCAUACGCAGCCACUGCAGGACGAGAACAUUUUGCCCGCCCUGAUUGCCCGCUUGGGGAGAUUCAAUCUCGCUGAAACGCAAGCCAUCCUAAAGUACGCGGUAGCCAAUCUCAAUAGAGAGGAAUACGAGAAGUGCGUAGUUGAUGUUUUGAAUAGGAACACCCGCCUGUUGGGUUUCAUGGACUCUUCAGACUAUAUCAAAGCCCCACCAUCGUUCGUCCUUAGAGGGCUGUUGGCGGGAGAAACCACUACUGGCGAUGCACGCAUUGAAAUGGCUUGCGACAAUAUCAAGGAUACUAACACCAUGGCGAGAGAGCAAUUUAAAGUUUAUGCCCUCAACAACAAAGACCUGGAUGUGGCUAGCAUCUGUGACAGUUUGCUAACCAUGAACAACGAACUCUCCAGGAAAAAGACGCGGUAUUUCGCCAACUCCAAGGAGCACAGAAGAAAAAUGCGCAUUGCCAAGGCUCUGCUUGACCUAAGCGAUCGGUGGACUUGGUCAGAUGGGCUGUGGGAGGCGGCGUUGUGUCCCAAUGACCAGCUCAAUAUCAGCUUCAUGUACGAGUAUCUUGUGGCCAAAAUGCUGCCCAGCAUUCAUCCUCUACUGGAGCAACUAAAACUGCUGCCUAGUCUCAAGCCCAGCCAACAGGUAUCGCUGAUAUCCGUGGUUCACAUUUACUGCUUGAAUCGGUGGGAAAGUCUUGAUAAGAAGCUAUUGUCCGGCAUCUUUGCCGAUCUUCUGCCACUUGCUAUGGGCGCGAAUUUCCAGACCCGACUGCUGGCGCAACUGGUUCUCCAUCGGCUGUCGAUCAAGUCCGAAGAAUCCUGCCUUGAGUUGGCGAUUGCGGACGCCUUGAAGAACUCAAUCGAGAAGACAUUGGGCGACAAGUUGAGCGAGUUCCAGAACGAAGCGCGACUUGUGUUACCGGAGCUGGGCUCAGAAUGCGUGAAUAAUAUUUCCUCUGCCAUUCUCUGGAUGACGAAUGCCCCAUUUGAUGAAAAUAUAGACUCUUGCGUGGGCUGUAGAUAUCACUUUAGAAUGAAACUUGAGCAGGUCCGUAAGACCUUUAAAGCGAAAAAGUCUUCGUUGGCGCCUGAGCUGGCUUUGUCUUCGACGGCAUCCAACGGAAACGUGCAAAGAAAAAUGAAUCCCGUGGGCGACAUUUACCCGGAUAGUGACUUUGUGGAUGCGAAGAAACCACCGCGUGAUCACGAGCUUAUUGUGGUGGCUUCCCUGAUCGACAAGUUGCCUAAUUUGGGAGGACUCGCCCGCACCUGUGAGGUCCUGGGCGUUGAGACCCUCAUAUUGGGCCUAAAGUCGCAUGCAGAGAAAAGCGAUUUCACCAACUUAAGCAUGACCGCCGAGAAGACCUUGGACAUUGUGGAAGUGAAACCCGAGGCAUUGGCGGAGUUUCUUAUGGGAAAACAGAUGGAAGGCUACAAAAUCGUUGGUGCUGAGCAGACGGCACAUAGCACAAAUUUCGUCGACUUUAAGUUCCCCAGGAAGUGUAUUUUGUUGCUGGGGCAUGAAAAGCACGGAAUACCUGCAGACCUCAUUGGAUUCCUGGACUAUGCCGUGGAAAUUCCGCAAUUUGGCUUGGUGCGAUCCCUGAAUGUGCAUGUAACCGGUUCGCUUUUCAUUUGGGAGUAUUGCAAGCAGCACUUGGCCAAGGAAUAACUUGUAUUUCGGCUAAUACAGUAUAAUAUAUAGUAAUUUAAUUUGCCCUACA